UCAAGUGAUUACAAGAUAUCAUAUCACAUUAAAUGAUUAAUUGAAUCAUAACUAAAAACUUAACUUUGGAUUUGUAUGGUGAUUUUCUAAUUAGAAACUCAAUAUUGUUGAUUUGUUGCAAUGUUUAGUUCUUUUUAACAAAUUUUUCUUUUUUUAAAAAAAAAAUCAAAAUCCUCAAAAUUUCAAUCCUCGUCUUCCCCGUCUCUUCCACUCUGCAACUCAAAAUUUUCGGAUAAUGCCCGAAAUCCUCAUCGGUCCGUCGUUUGGUUCGCUUCAUUCUUCCACCUAUGUUUCCAGUUUUCCGAUCAUCGCCGUUGCCGUCGUCGUAUUCUGCGCCACCGCAAUUUUCCUCGUCGGCUAUUAUAUCUUCGCCAUCAGAGGCUGUUUCAACUGGCACCCAAUUGAAAUCCUCCACCAGUUUUCCCUCUCCGACAGCCGUGAAGACACCGUAAUACUGCAGGAGCCGGUGGAGCCACAUGGGUUGGACCCAUUAACCAUCCAAUCAAUCCCACUGAUUCGUUACAAAAAACCCACCAACGAAUCAACCGCCGGCAGCGAAUGCGCCGUUUGCCUGAUGGAAUUUCAGCCGGAGGAGGAAUUGAGAAAGAUUCCGAUCUGCAGCCAUCUCUUUCACGUUGAUUGCAUCGACAUUUGGUUUCAGAACAAUUCUAACUGCCCACUUUGCAGAGCCACAAUCUCCGCCAAAAAUUGGCUGAUUCCGGCAGAUCAACCCCCUUCCCCUCAAGAUUCCGCCCCCAAUUUCAUCCCCAUCGCCGCCGCCAUUGAGGAAUUCCCUGUAAUUGAGGUUGUUCGGAAUCCCAACCGCAGCCGCCCUCAUUCGUCGAUCUUCAGGGAGGCGUCGAAAUCAGGGAGGAAGCUAACGAAGGUAACGAGUAUGGGGGAUGAGUGCAUUGACAUGAGGAAGAAAGAUGAGGAGUUUUUUCUAAUGCAGCCGAUUAGAAGGUCGUUUUCGAUGGAUUCUUCCAGCAACCGGAAGAUGUUUGUGGUGGUGCAGGCGGCGGUGCGGCAGAAUUGCGGCGGUGAGAAUGAGAUUGAAGGUUGCAGUAACAGAAUUCGAAGAUCUUUCUUCUCGUUUGGAAAGGGCAAAGGAUCUAGAAAUGCAAUUUUGCCCAUUCAGAUUCAACCUUAAAAUGCUCUGUUUUUAUGUUUUUUUUUUUUUGUUUUGUU
Molecule: messenger RNA, 1188 nt
Organism: Cucurbita pepo subsp. pepo (vegetable marrow)
Lineage: Eukaryota; Viridiplantae; Streptophyta; Magnoliopsida; Cucurbitales; Cucurbitaceae
Source: RefSeq, a predicted model, not a curated record